AUGAGCCCUCCUCCAACUCAGGGGGCUGUCCUGUCAAGCAGUCGUGGGACAGUAGAAGACUUCUUCCUGGCCGGCCGAAGUCUAGCGUGGUUGCCGAUAGGUGCUUCUCUUUUUGCCGCAAAUAUUGGCAGUGGCCACUUUAUGAGCCUGGCUGGGAAAGGAGCGAUGUCAGGGAUCGCCGUUGGGGCCUUCGAGUGGAAUCCGGAGUCGGUGACCCUGCACUUUGUGUUCCUGGGCCCCUCCCACCAUCAGCUGCACCUGUGGGACAACCAGCACUUUGUGAGCAAGGUGGUGACAACGCCAGAAUAUUUGAGGAAGAGGUUUGGUGGCUACCGGAUCCCGUUCCUCCUCGCUAUUAUGUACUUAUUCCUCUAUAUCUUCAGUAAGAUCUCGGCCUUUAAGGAAGUGGGAGGAUACCAGGAGCUACUGCAUAAGUACGUAGAUGCUAAGCCAAGCAUAAUCCAUGAAGGAAACUGGACUGCCAAGCCAGAAUGCUACAUGCCUCGCUUGGAUUCUUUCCAUAUCUUCCGAGAUCCCAUCACUGGAGACCUCCCCUGGCCUGGAAUUGUCUUUGGUGUCUCCACCCUCUCCUUGUACUACCGGUGCGCCAAUCAGAUUUUUGUCCAGCGGUGCCUGGCAGGGAAGAACAUGUCUCAUGUGAAAGGCGGCUGUAUCUUUUGUGGGUACCUGAAGCUGCUGCCCAUGUUUAGCAUAGUGAUGCCAGGAAUGAUCAGCCGUGUCUUAUACCCAGAUAAAGUGGCGUGUGUUGUACCUUCAGAAUGUGAGAAGCACUGUGGUACCAGAACUGGUUGUAGCCCCAUUGCCUACCCAGUGGUGGUGGUAGAGCUGCUGCCCAAUGGUGUACGCGGCUUGAUGCUGUCCACAAUAUCAGCCUCUCUCAUGUCCUCCUUGACUUCUGUUUUCAAUUGUGCCAGCACCCUGUUCACAAUGGACAUCUAUACCCGAAUGCGGCCUAUGGCCACUGAAAAGGAACUCAUGGUAACAGGAAGGUUUUUUGUUAUAAUCUUAUUUGCUGUCACCAUCGCCUGGGUCCCUGUUAUGGAAACAGCACACAGUGAUCAACUCUUUGAAUACAUGCACGCAGUUAUGAGUUACCUGACACCACCCAUUGCUGCCGUCUUCCUGCUUGCCAUCUUUUGCAAGAGAGUCACCGAGCAGGGUGCCUUCUGGGGGCUGACUGGAGGACUUCUACUUGGCUUCUUUCGAAUGAUGUUGGAGUUUAUCUACGGACCCUGGAGCUGCCCGGCAAACAGCAAGUGCCCUCUGGUCAUCUGCAGCAUGCACUACCUCUAUUUUGCCAUCAUCCUCUUCGUAGUCAGUCUUUUCACCAUGCUGGGGAUCUCCUUAUUCACAGAUCCAAUUCCGGAUAAGCAUCUCUACCGGCUCUGUUGGAGUUUACGAAACAGCCAAGAGGAAAGGGUCGAUCUCGAUGCAGAGACACAAGGGAAGAGACCCGCACCCCAGGCACAGGCAGAUGUAUUCAAGGAGGCACAGAGCUGCCUCUGGAAGGCAUGGGACAUGUUCUGUGGCCUGGAGCCGCGGCCGAGCCCCAAAUUGGUCCCAGAAGAGGCAGCCGUGGAGAAGAUAGAGCGUGGUGCCACGUCUGAAGGGACAGAACACAGUGCCAUGUGGGAAGGGACAGUGCGCCAUGACACAUCUGAAGGGACAAUGCACAGUGCCAUGUUGGAAGGGACAAAGCGCCGUGAAACUUCUGAAGGGACAGAGCGCAGUACCACAUGGGAAGGUACAAAGCAGGGUGACAUGUGGGAAGGGACAAAGCGUGGUGACAUGUCGGAGACGCCCUUCUGGAGAAAAGUUGCCAAUGCCGGCGCAUUCUUCUUGAUAUUGAUCGUAAUCCUGUGCCACAUCCGCUACUCCUAAAGCAGCUGGGGCCCAGGGGCGUCUGGGAAGAGCAGACAGACCGCUGCCUCCUCAGACUCCCUCGUCACUAAGGACGAAGUGUUUCCUACCAGGAGACCCACGGAUACGGGACCAGGGAUGACAUUCAUGAAAACGCUCCCUCAUUGUGACACAUCAAGUGCCACCAGCUGCAGGACAUGCGUGCUGACGGAACAGAGUGAAGUCUUUUUGUGAUUGCAGAGACUAUGCAAAUGAGAACAUCUGUUCCUUUACAAAAUGAGUCAUUUUCUCCAAAUGGCUCUACUGCAUAAACACUGACUUUCACUUUAAAUUUAAUUUUGGCUUUUUAUCUCUAGAUAUAUUUGGGAUUUUUGCUUGUGUUUACUUUGAUGUCCUCAUUUCCUUCCUAUACCCAAUCUCCGUUUGCUUUGUUCUCUCCUCCUGCUUAAAGGUAUGGCCCUGCUGGCAAAGCUGCCACGUAGUGUAAGCGUCCCCCCAACACCACGGUUCCCACCCACAGGUGCCGUGCCCACUGCUGGUGACCUCACAGGCCAGCAGGAGCCAAAGCUGCCUGUGGAUGGAAACUUCAGCUCCUGCCUGGACCAACGGUGGGGCUGAGGCAAUCUUGGCCGCAGCGGAACAGGCCUCCCUACCACUCAGCACUGUCUGGCUGCAGCCACACCACACGCCGAGGGCAACCAGAGAGGAAACCUCCCUCUUUGCUGAGCUCUUCCCAGUCCCCACCAGUCUGUCUGCUGCUGGGACAUUCUUAGGCGCUGGGCCCCGGGGUUAGAGGCCCUUUAGCUGUCCAGUAUAGGCCACUCCUGGGCUGUGUCUCUGCAGGGGCUCCCAAAGCCAUUCCUUCUUCCUCUUCUCAGACCAAAAUAAAUGAUUUGUGUCUUUAGGAAAAGUUUCAGGUGCCUUGAAGUGAUUUGUGGGAGGGCCACACAGCAUCACAAAAAUCAUACUCUGAAGGCACGCUCACAUGACCAGUCCCUCAUCCCUAGUUUACUCCUUCAGCUGACGUUUUUGAGUGUCUGCCAUGUGCCAGCCACUGCAGGGAGAUAGCCGUGAACAGAGCCCGGGGCCAAUGGAGGAAACAAACAGUGAAACACUAGCGGUGAUAGCCGGCGUGUAGUCUGGC
Molecule: messenger RNA, 3025 nt
Organism: Ceratotherium simum simum (southern white rhinoceros)
Lineage: Eukaryota; Metazoa; Chordata; Mammalia; Perissodactyla; Rhinocerotidae
Source: RefSeq, a predicted model, not a curated record